UGUAGAGUGGAUAUGGAUACGCCGGAAUCGACCUUACAAGAGACCGGAGCAAGAAUUCGUGGGGCCCACCAUCGGCCGAUCAGGCAUCGGCCGGUACAUGGAACAAAGUGAAGGACUAUGUUUCGUUGUCCAAAUUCUCUGAACGAAGCAUGACGUUAAUGAAGAAGAAAUCGGAACCCCCUUUGAUUAUCUCCGCUCCGAUAUUGUCCACGAGUUUUAGUGACACAAGCGGAAGGUUCAACAACAUCAUACCGAAUUCUCUGCUCGAAAGCAUUUCACGCGAUGCGAUAGCCGGAAACCAACAGCACGAUAACACUCAACAAACUGCGGAGGAUAGAUUCCUCGAGAAACUUGCGCAGGAAGCUACCCCGGUCGAUCAUUUCAAGAAAAACGGUGUUGGUAUUAACUCCAACUUUUUCGAAGAGAAACAGUCGAAACAAGAAAAGAUUAUGGACGAGACCAUGAAGAAUUCUAUGGAGAAAAUAUCGACUCCGAAAUUAUCGGAAAACGUUAGUAAAAAUCAAGUUCCGACGAGGAGCGACUCUUUAGUUCCGAAUAGGAAAAUACCGGCAGUUCCUUUGUCGAACAAAGCUCGGUUGAAGCAUGCAAAGUCCGAAAAUAUAAUUGGUUCGGCGAAAUCGGAUUUAGUAGAUACACCACCACAAAAGAAAUCGGGUAAAAUUAGUGCGGUUAUCGAGAGAAAAGAUUCGAAGAAAAUUGAUAUUUACGAGGGUCAAAAGGAUUGGAAAAUACGAGCUGAGAUGCUCGAGGAGGAAUUGAGGGAAGCGGCAGCUGUUGAGGUUGGUUUAUAUUCGGUAGUUCCGGAACAUUCUAGUUCGGUAAAUAAAGUACACGCGCCAGCUCGUCGAAUUUCAAGAUUUUACAAAAAUGCCUGUGGGUUAAAUUGUCGAGCCAAACGGGCUAGUGCUGCAAGAGCUGCUGUGUCUGGAUUGGUUCUCGUUUCUAAAACAUGCGGGAAUGACGUUACGAGUAAAAUUUCAGUAAAUGAAAACUUAAUCGUAUUUUUUUGUUUUAUAUAUAGGCUGACAUUUUGGUUAUCGAAUUCGAUAAUGUUGAGGUCGAUCGUGAGCCAAAUUGCUACGGAAUUGCCUGGUUUGAAAAUCGAGGAGCAAAAGUCAAAGUCAACCGAAGAAUCCGACGACUGUGAGGACAUCUUGACAUUCAUUAUGGCGCUCGAGAAAAUCGAGUCUUGGCUGUUUUCGCGGAUUGUCGAGUCCGUAUGGUGGCAGGUUUUUUUUUUUUUUUUGACUAGUUUCUUGUUUGAUUUACGAUGUUCUUCGAUUAUUAUGUCUAAUUAUCCAACGGUUGUGAAAGGUGGUAACAGAGACAAAGGCUCGACUACAAAGAAAACGAGUAGCGGGCGGAAAAAUAGUUUGGGAAAUCAAGAGCAGGCAAAAUACUCGAUCGAGUUAUGGAAGAAAGCAUUUAGAGAUGCGUGUGAAAGGCUUUGUCCUAUUCGAGCAGGCGGACACGAGUGCGGCUGCUUGUCUGUGCUCAUUAUACUGGUAAUGGGGCAGUUAGUUAAUAGGCUGGAUGUGGCGAUGUUCAACGCGAUUCUACGUGAAUCUGCUCAAGAAAUGCCGACGGACCCUGUUUCAGAUCCCAUUAGUGAUUCGAAAGUCCUCCCGGUGCCAGCUGGCAAAUCGAGCUUCACUGCCGGUGCACAGUUGAAAAAUGUCGUAAGUACUGCACAAAUAUUUCAGACAACUGUAUUUAAGAUUGGAAACUGGUCGAGGUGGCUGACCGAUCUCUUCGGAUUAGAAGACGACAACGACAAUUUUACCAAUCUUGAAAACAGCACUAUUCAUAGACCGAAAUCUUUCAAGGCAUUUCGACUCCUCCACGCGUUAAGUGAUCUAAUGAUGCUUCCGUUUGGAAUGCUCGCCGAUAUUUCGACCCGAAAAGAGGUUUGCCCGAUGUUCGGUCCUUCAAUAAUCAAAAGGGUUCUAAAAAAUUUCGUCCCCGACGAAUUCAGCCCCCAUCCUAUUCCACGUCACAUAAUCAACGCAAUCAAUUCCGAGGUUAUAUAUUAACAAAUU
This is a messenger RNA of Erythranthe guttata (spotted monkey flower), 2060 nucleotides long. The record is from RefSeq and is a predicted model, not a curated record. NCBI's taxonomy places the organism in Eukaryota, Viridiplantae, Streptophyta, Magnoliopsida, Lamiales, Phrymaceae.